Molecule: messenger RNA, 1062 nt
Organism: Mollisia scopiformis
Lineage: Eukaryota; Fungi; Ascomycota; Leotiomycetes; Helotiales; Mollisiaceae
Exons: 2
Coding region: 1-801 (266 amino acids)
Source: RefSeq, a predicted model, not a curated record
AUGCUGAAGUUCUUUCGCUCUCGUUCUUCGGCCUUGAAAGGGAAAUUGAGAAGGAAAUUGAGAAGGCCUGGAACGCAACCCUCACAGGAGCAGAGUGCCACAGAAGACACACCUCCAAAGCCGCUCUAUCCGCGGGAAAAGGCAUUAUCUAUCAUUUUCAGCACAGAAUUAGAUCGCGCAUCGAAAGCUGGCAAUGUACAUGCCAAACCCACUUUCCUUCUCCUGCCUCUGGAAAUCCGAAGACAAAUCGUUGAAUAUUGCGUCUGCGGGAUCCCUUUGGAUCUGAACGUUGUCGAAGAGCUCGGUCAAUUGAAACAAAAUAAAAUAGGCAUAUUGAUGAGGCCUAUCGACGUUAUCAGGAAGCGCUUCGUGCUAUCAAUUCCAUUGACUUGCCGCCAACUGAUCAAAUUUGGCUUUGGCAUGACGAUAAUCUACCUCCCCAGAAAACUAAUUACUCAGCGUCUGAAUAUGAUCAAUGAUAUGUGGCUCGUGUGGCAUGUUUUUAAAGUGCCAUUGGAAAACACUUUCGAAAAAGCAGAGUGGACGAAAGUUUGGGAGAUUAUUGCGUCGAUGGAGGGACUGAAGAAAGUGCUGGUACAAAUAUUUCCAAUCUUUCUAUGGGAAGACCAAUGGCCCAGUGAAGAAAAGCGACUUCUGGAAGAUGCAAAGUUGGUCACAAGGCCCGAAAGAUUCGAACUGGAGUUGGGCUGGCCGGAGGGACCAAUUCCAUUGGAACUUCCUUGUGAUAUCACCAGAGUUUCGAACGAUUUGUUCCCGAACAGAGUCGCCCAUUGGAUCUAAACUCCAGGCUGCUUUGGACAGACAAGCUGAUCGAAGGUGGUAAUGGGAAAUCAAAGCAUCGGGCAUGAUCUAUACGAUGAGAAGUUGUGUGCACUUUGGGAGAAAGUUGCAGAUGUGAGUGGCCAAAUUCAUGACCACCAACAAAGCAGAAUCCUUCCUGCCGCUGCCCCGACCCACAGAGAGUAAUAUUUGGUUGUCAUUCCGUAACAUGUUCUGCUGCUGCGGUACGUUCAUGGAAUUCUGAGCUAGAGUUGUGGGAGU